This is a messenger RNA of Megachile rotundata (alfalfa leafcutting bee), 2855 nucleotides long. Its product is annotated as putative RNA-binding protein 19. Gene Ontology annotation, molecular function: mRNA binding. NCBI's taxonomy places the organism in Eukaryota, Metazoa, Arthropoda, Insecta, Hymenoptera, Megachilidae. The record is from RefSeq and is a predicted model, not a curated record.
ACAUCCACGUGCUCCUGUCCUUUUCAAAAUAUGAGAAAACAUAACCUCUUCAAAACCGCGUGUAUGAUCUGUCGUUGACAUCAAAGAGAAGAUAAAAUAGGAAAGUAAUAGAUCUUUAACCAGCAGUUAUGAAUGAUACAAAAUGUCGCGACUGAUAGUAAAAAAUUUACCGAAAACUAUUACAGAUAAGAAAUUGAGGGAACAUUUUAGUCAGAAAGGCCUAGUGACAGAUGUACAAUUAAAAUAUACAAAAGAUGGUAAAUUUAGGCGAUUUGCGUUUAUUGGAUUCAAGACAGAGGAACAGGCUCUUGCUGCCAAAGAAUACUUUGAUAAGACGUGCAUCGAUACUUGUAGAAUAACUAUUGAACAGUGUGCAAGUCUAGGGGAUUCUUCUAAACCCAGGGCGUGGAGUAAAUAUGCUCCUGACAGUUCAAAGAGUUUGGAAAAUGAUAAGAAUUCUAAAAAUGAAAGUUUAAGCGAAACAACAGAUGAAAGCAAAAAGGAGAAAAAGAAGAAGAAAGAUAAAAAUGUAGCAAGUGAAGUUAAAGAAGCAUUGGAAAAACAUAAGGAUGAUCCUCUAUUUGUGGAAUUCCUUGAAAGUCACACAUCAAACAAAGCAGUGUGGAAGAACGAUACAACAUUAAUAACCGAUGAAAAUGAAAAGCAGGAAGAUAAGGAAGAAGAAAGUGAUGAAGAUGAUAGCAAAGAAGAAGAAGAAAAAGAAGCAGAGGGGGAAAAGAAAAAGAUUGCAGAUAAAGCUUUAUCUGACUUACAGUAUAUGGAAGCUCUAAAGAAAAAAAAAAAGAGUACAGAAUCAAAAGAGGAAGGAACAAGUGAUGUUAAAAAAGCACCAAAACAUGGCCCUGUGGAAUUUUUUACUGUAAAACUUAGAGGACUGGCAUACAAUCAUAAAAAGAAAGAUAUAAAACAAUUUUUCCGUCCACUGAAAGCGAAAUCAAUUCGAGUACCACCAAAAAUCAAGGGAAUCGCCUACGUCGGUUUUAAAACCGAGCAGCAUCUGAAGAAAGCGUUGUUAAAAAAUAAAAGUUUCAUAGAUGGAAAACAGAUAUUUGUUACAAGGUACGAGAAGUCUGAACAAAUCAAUGAUGAAAAAAAUGAAAAUAAUGGCGACGUUAGAUGGAAAAAGCAGGAGGAGGCAUUGAAAGAUGAAGAAACCAUAGCAGAGUCUGGAAGAAUGUUCGUUCGAAAUUUGUCUUACACAACCACAGAGGAUGAUAUUCGAAAACUUUUUGAAAAAUAUGGUCCCUUAACUGAAGUGAACCUACCCAUAGACAAAGUAACCAGAAAACCAAAAGGAUUUGGCACAAUAACAUUUCUGAUGCCUGAACAUGCUGUGAAAGCCUACAGCGAAUUGGAUGGUUCAAUUUUAGAUGGCAGAAUGUUGCAUCUCCUUCCUGGAAAAGCAAAAUCCAGUCCCUUGGAAAACCUGGAUGAAAAAGACCUAACGUACAAACAGAAAAAGGAGUUGAAAGACAAGGCUACUGCUGGCUCAUCGCACAACUGGAACACCCUAUUUCUGGGUCAGAAUGCUGUAGCUGAUGCCAUAGCCUCCAUGUACAGCACAACAAAGGAGAAGGUGCUUGAAGAUGGGUCAAAGGGUUUGAGUGCAGCAGUGAAACUGGCUCUGGGAGAAACUCAGCUGGUUCAGGACACCAAGAACUUUUUGGAGGAGCAGGGUGUUUGUUUGGAUGCAUUCAACCAGGCACCAAGUAAACGAUCAAAGACAGUGUUGCUAGUGAAAAAUUUACCUGCUGCAACCACAGUUAGAGAAAUUCGACAACUGUUUGCACCUCAUGGGGAGUUAGGGAGAGUCGUGAUGCCACCAUCAGGAGUAACCGCUCUGGUGGAAUUUUUAGAGCCUUCAGAGGCGCGUAAAGCGUUCUCCAAAUUAGCAUACACUAAAUUCAAGCAUCUACCUCUUUAUCUGGAAUGGGCGCCAGACAAUAGCUUUACUGCCCCUGCGAAGGCCAGCGACGUUAAACCGGAACAGAAAACGGAGAAAAAGAUUGAACAGAAGAAUUUGAAGGUAGAAGAAUCCGCAGAAAAUGUGAAAGAUGAAAAUAAGGAAAAAGAAGAGAGCGAGGAGGAGGAGGAGUCUGAACCUGACACCACAUUGUUUGUGAAGAAUAUUAAUUUUGCGACUACGGAAGAGCAACUGCAUUCGUACUUCAGCAAAUGCGGUCCGCUUAGCUACGCCAGCAUAGCGACAAAGAAGGACGUAAAAAAUCCCGGCGGCAAAUUAUCAAUGGGCUACGGUUUCGUGCGCUACAAAAGAAAAGCUGACGCGGAUCGCGCGCUCAAGGUGUUGCAAAUGACCGUGCUAGAUGGGAAAACCUUGGAGCUGAAACGUUCCGAAAGAACGUUAACAACCGACGUGACGAAUGCGAAAAAGACGUCCAAAGUUACGGAGCAGACUGGCACGAAAAUCCUGAUACGAAACGUGCCGUUCCAGGCGAAUGUUCAUGAAAUAACCGAACUCUUCAAGGCGUUUGGGGAGCUGAAGGCGGUGAGGUUACCACGGAAAUUGGUUGGCGUUGAGAAACAUAGGGGAUUUGGAUUUGUGGAGUACUACACCAAGGGUGAGGCUAAGAAAGCGUUUAAGGCUCUUGGACAGAGUACCCACUUGUACGGUCGACGUCUGGUGUUAGAAUGGGCACAGACAGAGGAAGGAAUAGAAGAUAUCAGAAAAAGAACUGCAAAACACUUCCAUCAAGAGGAUUACUCUAAGAAGAGUAAGAAGGCUACCUUGAAUCCUGAAGAAGUCGGUUUAGAAGCGGAAUAAGCUCAUCAAAUUUUGUACAUAUGCGAAGAAUAAAGUGCGUAUUUGCAUCGAA